AUGUCCGACGCGAAGCGGAACGACCCAAAAGACUAUCCUAAGCCGUACUUGGUAUUGGUGGCUACAGAUAAACAACAGAAAGAACUCGAAACAUUGAACAAGGGUGUCUCGGAAAAGCAGCUUCUCAAGCUAGUUGCUGGAGAUCAUAGUUUAUGUCUGAGGAUCGACCAACAAAAGCUGUGUCCAUCUGAAGGUCAUUUAAUCAGGAAUUCUAAGAAAGAAUACGUCAAGGAAUCAGACAAGAAAUACCCUAUUGAUGUGUUUAGAAGAAGAUUUGAUACUGGGAAACCAGCCGAAAUGGAAAUGAUAUUGACGCCGAUAUCACAGCCGGAAGAUGGCAAGCCGGUCUUCAGAAGUGGGAAAGCGAUGUUCAAGGCAAUUGGAGAUGAUAAAUUUCCACUCGUGAAUUGGACUCUAGAGGCUGGAAAAUAUAAGCUCGAAUUAAUUGGUACGAUUCACUUCAAGUAUAUCAAUCAUGCUGGAGAAUUCGCAAUAUCCGAAGAGGCUCAGGUAGAUCUCAUAUUCAUGCUUGAGAUCGAAGAGGACAAGAACUCGCCCACUGAGGAAGACUCUGAUAAAUCAAGCCCUGAAGCCUAUCUUACUGAAGCUGAUCUCGGGAGGUGA
Talaromyces amestolkiae is the source of this 624-nucleotide messenger RNA. RefSeq lists its product as uncharacterized. The transcript has a single exon. Lineage: Eukaryota; Fungi; Ascomycota; Eurotiomycetes; Eurotiales; Trichocomaceae. Bases 1 to 624 code for a protein of 207 amino acids. The record is from RefSeq and is a predicted model, not a curated record.